UUUCUUUCUCCCUUGUUUUCUCUUCCAUCUGCCUUUCUUUCUCCUUCGUGUUCUCUUCUCUAUCCCUUUCUGCCCCUCUCGUUUCCUCCUUUAUCUCCAUUCCUUUUUUAUCCCUCUGUCACGUUUCUAUCUCUUUUUGUCGCCGGGUUGUCCUCUGUUUUUCGCAUUCGUCGCUUUCUCUCGUCUUUCUGUGUCUUCUGGUCUGGAAACGAGGGAUUCCCCGACGUCUUCUCUUUUCCGUUGACUCAGAUUGGACGUGAAGAACAUCAUUUCCUUCCGCGUUCUUCCCUGCGUCCGUCGGGUGUACAUACACCUGAGCCUCGCUGCGCUGUGACCCGUCGCGAGACGUGUCGAUCUGAGUCCGAAAAUGAGUGAGACUUUUUGUUGACGUGGAACUGAAGGCUUCACCGAGGGCAGGGCGGCCUUCGCGUGCGCUUUCACACUGAAUACUCUGUCUCUGUGGCCAGGCGCAAGCAACAUGGAGUACAAUUCCCUCUCGCGUCUCCUUCCGGUACGCGGAGCUGGGCCAGGCCCUCUUCUACGACCCGUUCGUUCCUCGUGCUUUGUCUCUGCACCUCAAAGAACUCGCCAAAAGGGCUGCGUCACUGCAUGCAGAUCACAAGCUGACAGAGCGGCUCGAUGUCUAUGUUUCCGGUGUCCAAGUGUAAUCCGAUACCGCACGUCGGGUGUACAUACACCGCGUGUCGUUGGAGGUCGCACAGAUGGGCCACGCCGCGGCGCCGUCUCCGUUUUUUCGGCGCGAAGAGACAGAAGAGACAAACUGAGGUGGUCAGUUUCACCGCGGGGUAAUUCAGCGAAGGUGCUCCACCGUUUUCUUCCGGGUUGUGUGCUCGAACGUGGCGCGCGCUCUGUACCUGAGAAUAGAAUUCAAUUCGUCGACGCAGAAAGUCCACCUCGUUUCUUCCAGCUUUCCUCACCUCUUAUCAGUUUCCAUUUUCGCAGACAGUCAUGCAACCCCGUAUCUCUUCGGGCUUCUCCGCGGAUCUUCUCUUCGUCUGCGAUCUCAUCGUCUGUCUUCUCUGGUCCGAUCCGCCUUCCGUCCUCUCUUCCUCCUCGUUCUCUCUCCUCCCUCCUUUCUUCCUCUUCUCUCAGUUUCAGCGCCUCUUUUGUUUCCUGUCUGAGUAGCCGCUCUUCUUCUUUUCACUCGCUUCGUCUUAGUCUCUCUGCCUCCAAGCGUCUUCCUUGUCUGGCUCUCGGCCACCCCCGAAACAGAGUUUCCUCCUCGAGUGCGUUUUUCGCGCGAGCGUAUGCAGUUCCUGCCAGCGCCGCCGAAGCCUCCGCGAAGAAGGCAGAAGGCGGGAACCUUUUGAAUGCAAAGUCAGGGGGGUUGUCGGCGCGCGGUCGCCGGGAGAAUUUCCAGGCUCUUCGGUCAACAAUGAGCAAGCGUUCCAAGCGUCCAGAAAAGCUGCAUGCAGACGACGGAGGCCGACUAUCUCCUUUUCAGACGCACGUAGAGUCUCCUGCGUCUCCUCUCGUUGCUUCCGCGUCUCAGAGGCCCUCGACAAAGACAGACCACAGAGCCCCGACGCCGCAUUCUCCUCUGGCGUCUCGCUCUCCGACUGGCGGCCUCGGGAGAAGAACAGAAAACGAAGAGCAAGUGAAACAAAGGCGAACCGAGAAACCGAUCUUCCGCGUCGAAUUCCCCGAGGAACCGCGCUCGCCUGUUCUCCAGGCAGCGUCGUCGGUCUCUGCUCAGAUUCGACUUAUUCACGAACAACGGGCGCAAGUCCGCCGUCUGAAGAGGCGGCAAGUGGCGCCGCUGCCUCGAAAGCACUGGCUGUACAUGCAGGCGAAGCGACUCGAAGAAAUGGACGCGAAAGCGGCCUCGGCUUCGCGGCUUCGAGUGUCUACUUUGUCUCCCCAGGGCAACGAGGCGUGGGCUGGAGCGCCAGAAGGCAAGGCGGAAGAAACGGCCGCUCAGUCGAUUUUCGCAGAAGACGGAGGAGACAUCGACCAGCAGAUUCGCGCCUGGAGGAGACGAAAGGGCCUGCCGGAGGAUGGAGAGGAGGAAACUAACAAAGAGCGACGACGGCGACUGAGAGCAGAGAAACUGCGAGAGAUGAAGAGGAAAGUUCGAUGGGAACUGCCGACAGUGGAAACAACAGAGACGGGCGGAGCUUCUGGCGCUUCAACCCAGACUCAUCCCGCCUUCGACGCGAUGCUCUCCUCCUCAGCUCCCAGUCUGAACCGUGUCAUUCAACUCGAAGAGGUUUCUUCUUCCUCUUCGUCUCCUUCGUCUUCGUCUCCUUCGGCUUCUCCUUCUGCUCCAGAGAAGGUUUGUUUCACAUGGGAGUGGCAAGAAGGCCAAGAGGCUCCUGUGGAGACGGCGGCGGAGAGCGCACAAGACGAGGCGCGCGCGAGCGAGAGGAGAGGACGAGGACGGAGGGAACGGAGAGCAGAAGUCCUCGCGAAUCGCCAAGCUGCUUCCCUAGAGGCGCCGCCCCACUGGCUGGCGAAGAAGAAAGUCGAGCCCCACCGCUUUAUGGCGCAACUUGGCUUGACUGAAGUGCCCCAGGCCUCACAUGACUGCAUGCACCCGCGUUCCGACAGUGGAAACGCUUCUGGGGAGACACGAGAGGCAGAGCUGAGGAACUCCAAGCUGGAGGUUGUCGACGGAGACGAAGGCAGCGCACACGGCACUCCCAGUGUCUUUUCGUCAGAGGAAAACGUUUGCGCGAAAAGAGAAAUGAUAGACGCGAACCGAAUGGCGAGUGAUGAUGAGAAGACACCGCAUCCUAAAGGCCGCGCAUCAGAGAGACCAGCCGACCUCUCAGUGUCUCCUUCGUCCUCUCUCUCUUCGUCAUCGCACGCCGUGUCUGUUUCUUCGCUUCCCUCCUCUAUCGCAGUGCCCGAAUCUGGGCUAAUUCCGAUGUCUCCUUCUUCCUCAGGUCGCGCGGAUUCGGAUCGUUUCGCGGAAGGUUUGCUGGACUCGGGAGCGAGUUUAGUUCGGCAGUUGAAGCGGCGAGCUCUGCAGUACGAAGCGACAGGCGUGGACCCUUCGCUUCUGGACACUUGGGCGUCUUCUGUGGGAUACUUCCCUGGACUCGAGCGACACCAGCGGGAGCAGGAGAUGCGCCAGCUGGCGCCACUGAGCUUUCAGAGCCUCCUGGAGUCCGGCCGUGGGUCUACGAAGAACUUCAACUCUUUGAUCAAGGCAAAGGUUUUCUUUUCAGACACAGCAGCUGCUCUCGACGUCCUCGAGAAGAUGGCUCGUCACGGCUUCCCCCCUGACGAGGAGUCCUUCGUCCACCUGAUUGGCGGCGCCGCACGCAGGGGAGACAGUGCAUGCGCGCGCAUGCUCUUCCUGAAGAUGCGGGCGACUCUCUCCUCGCCUCCCUCUGCUCGCGUGUACGCUGCCCUCAUUCAAGCUCACGUGGCUGCGCAGGAUCUCCCUUCCGCGUUUGCGCUUUUGAGGAAGAUGGAGGACGAGCACAUCCCUGCGGACUGCGUGGUGUACACGGUGCUUAUUGAUGGACUGGUUCGAGCAAAGAAAAUCAGAAAAGCCUGGCGAACGUUUUGGACGAUGAGAACCUGGAAAGGCUUGGAGCCCGACGAGGUCCUGUUCACCGUGAUGAUCAAAGCAUGUGCUGUGAGGGGGGAAGCUGAACGCGCGAUCAACCUCCUCGACGACAUGAGGGCCUCGGGACUCCACCCGACAGACGUGACUUACGCGGAACUCAUGCAUGCAUGCUGCGACAGAAAAGACUUCGCGUCCAAGUGCUUCCACUUUUACCACCAAAUGCUCGCAGAAGACAUGCCUAUCACGCUCCCCGUCUACGCCUUCCUCCUCAGGGCGUGCGCAGCCCAGGGGAAUGUGAAGCGCGCAAAGGACGUCGUACGUCAGAUGGUUCGUGAAAACGUUUCUUUUUCGUCCUACAUGUACACCUUGGUGAUUCGCGUGUUCGCCUCCGCAAUGCGUCUGCCAAGAGUCAGCGACGCCGAGCGAAUUGCGAAUCUGCGGUACGCCUGGCACCUCGUUCAAGAUAUGCGCGCAAAAGGCGUCGAAAUAGAAACAAAGACGCUCAAUGCGUUGCUCGAGGUCUACAUCGCGGGAGGCUUCUCCCAGUAUGCUGUCGAAAUGCUGAAGCAGUACCACGUCCUCGGCUGCGAACCGGACAUCUACACCUACAAAGCUCUCCUCACGAUGUUCGCCAGAGACUUGAAAGAUGUGGGUCGUUUUUUCGCGCUCUGGGACUUCAUGAGGCGCCACACGUCGCUGUCGCCGCCACCGGCGUUGCUUCAUUUGGCUCUGAGCACAGCCAUGGAUUCUCAGUCGGCGAGCAGAACGGUGAAGGUUCUCCAAGAGAUGUACGCGUUGAAGGUGUUUCCUACUCCGCAUUUGACGGACCGACUGGCGCGCGUGGGCCGCGAGAUCACGGCAAUUCACGAGAUGAUUGGUCUGUUCGUGAAGCUGCAGAAACAAGACGUCUUUGACAAGAACCGAAAGGAGCAGCAGCUGCUUCAGACGCAGAUCGACGAACACGAACUGAAGGUCUUUGCGGAACGCGGAGUACCCCUCAAGGGCGACGCGACCCCUGAGCAAGAGGUCCGGAAAGAGUUCUUCGACAAGCAAGACAAACUGAAAAAGGCAAAAUUUGGAGGCAACCGCAGGCCGUGGUUGCCUCUCGGAGAGUUCCUCCAGUCCAAGCAGAAGGGCGGCGAAGCCUACGCAAAAAGACACGACCGGCCAAGACCCCCUCCCGAAGUCGAUGCAUGAAUAGACAGAUAGAUCUUUUCCACUCCAAAAGGCGUUUCUCGACAACGCAUGCAAAGACACACAGAAGUCGCCUGUCCAGUGGACAACGACAGAUGUAUCUCUAUGCACCUGUACACCUCUAUAUCUUUUGGGAGCGCUGUACUGUAUAUUGGGAUACAUGCAGGUGGGAGGAUGCAGAUAUGAUGUUCGUUGGUCGUUCGUGUGCGUUUACGCAGCGCGUAUGAUAAAAAUAACUGCAUUACUCAAUUUCGCAUGAAUAUCACAGUUUAUUGGGGUUUUGUAAGUUCAGGAACAACGGGUCCGUCGAACACUCUCUUUCGGUCGUCUUUGAUGCCGUUUGUUGUCCUGUUUUUCUUUGAGCACACUCUGCUCGCUUCUGUUGGGUGUGUGGAAAUCCC
Messenger RNA from Toxoplasma gondii ME49, 5136 nucleotides. RefSeq names its product pentatricopeptide repeat domain-containing protein. Lineage: Eukaryota; Apicomplexa; Conoidasida; Eucoccidiorida; Sarcocystidae. The transcript is spliced from 3 exons. Gene Ontology annotation, molecular function: protein binding. The coding region runs from base 479 to 4738 and encodes 1419 amino acids. The record is from RefSeq and is a predicted model, not a curated record.